Molecule: messenger RNA, 6056 nt
Organism: Xyrichtys novacula (pearly razorfish)
Lineage: Eukaryota; Metazoa; Chordata; Actinopteri; Labriformes; Labridae
Source: the annotation of a GenBank genome assembly
GAGAGAGAGAGAGAGAGAGAGAUGGUGGUGCACCGGUGAACAUGAGUUUGGUUCUAACCUUAUCAGAGUCUCUCUGUCCAGUUGUGUGAAUCCGCCCAUCCUAGGAAAUGAGGGCUUCCUGUUGUUUUAUAAAGCCUUCCUGCGAAAAGGUUGAGAUAUGUAAACCCUAGCCAGCAGAGGAGACAGACAGAGCAUCGUCAGGCAAAAUGACAGCAGCUACUUUCCCACUCAUGUUAUCUGGGUGUUUUGUGACUCUUCUCCUCUGGGGUAAGUCGAUUUACACUGACCAUUCCUUCACUCUUAUGAUACAACUUCUCUGCUUGCCCUCCAUCUCACCUCUCACGAGGAAUGCUUGUAGGCUUUCAGUGAUUGAGGAGCUUUGAGAAAGGCGCUUAGCCUGUCUCGUGAUUGAGUUUUAUCCUGAAACUGUUUGGUUUAAAGGUCAUUUAGUGUUUUUUUAUAAAAGACAACAUACUCGUUUGUAGACACGCAUUUGGAGUUGCCAAGAAUAUAUUCAGUGGAUUACGACAGGAUGCUUUCAUGCUUGUUUUGUUAAAUUGACAUAAUUCUUGUGAGAAGGAGAUGUAUUGUAAAUUUAAAUCCCAUUGAGUCAACCACUUUUAGACAUCUCUUUAAGGAAGGCGAACAAAGGGAGGAUGACCUGUUCACUCCCCACAGCUUGAGCUUAGCAAUUUCCUCUCCCUCCUCUGUUUUCACAAGCUCUGAAUCUUAAAAAACAGUACUAUUAAUCAAAAGUCAGUUUUGUCAUUUCUGUAUUUAUCAGUGUUUUCAGCUCUAAUCAUUCACUUCUCCUUUGGCAGGAUGCACAACUGUGAUUUGUCUGGUCGAUGAAAAGCUAUCAAUACAGCCCACCACAGCAACAGGUAUGCAUGUAUGUAAGACAGAUGUACUCAUAUUUAUGCGUGAGCACAAAUCCUUUGUUCAAUCAUGUUUUUUUUCUUUCAUUACAGGGUAUCAUCCAACAGAAAUGAUGACAAAAAGUAAGUUUACAUCCUUCUAUUAUGUCCAUGAGGGUUUAAUCCAAACGUACGAAACGCAAAAACCUGAUCUACUUUCAUUUAUUAUUUGGUUACAAAUGGUGUUUAUAUGUUUAUGUCCACUGGGAGAUUGUUUUUGGGAAUCAUUAUCUGGACUGGAGCUGACAGACACAAAAAGCAGAGCUCAGAGACCCGGGUUCCUGCCAAGAUCUCUCCGCGUUUUAUUAUGAGAAUCCAAGACAAACUCCCGGGGAGGUCUCUACUAGUGAGGGGUCACCAGCAGUAGACACAAGGCCCAUAAUGGUUUGGGGUUAAAGGUUAACUGAAACCGUAUUAUGAGCAGCCCCCAGCUGGCCCAUUUCCUGAAUUUGUUCGUCAUUCACCCCAUGCAACGUCUGUGAUCAACACAUGAACUCUGAGUUGUGAAACAACUGGAACUUUGGAGCAGCGCCCCUUUCACUGUUCCUCAUCCUGUGCCUUCCUUUUUUUUUUCUCCCCCCGACUGUCCCCCCCUCCUCCCCCUGCCAACUCCCCCCAACUUGGAGCUCCUCCUCCCCUGAAAAGACACAUUUCCUGAUGUCAUUACUAAAUCAAAAUGCUGCUCGGCAAACAGAUGUUGUGAGGGGCCCGACAUGUGGGUUCAGUGACAUAAAUUAACAAGUUAGUUGAGGGAAAACAUGAACCAUAAUUUUUCAUUCAUCUAAUAAAAGCACCUCUGUGGCUGCUCUUUAAAGUGCUGAGUGCUGACAGUGAGAAAGGAUCUCAGAUGUGCCACACUCAUAAGCUCCUCAUGUCACAUAAAAAAACACAAAGUUUCCCACACUGUGGAGAAAAGACAGUGCAUUCCUUCAAAGAGCAUGUGCGUAAAGCUCGCUGGCUUUUUGAAACAGCUGGUCAGCUCUGACUAAUUACUUCUUUAAGGUUUGUUCAGAUUAGCCUAAAUAUGAAAGCAUGGCUGUCUGCUCUGCACACCCUGCAGAGUCAUGAUUACAUCCACCCCAAAAACCCUAAGUCCUAAAUGUUUACUUAUGUUUCCUAUUUGGCAGAGGCAGCCCAAAAGGCAAAUAAAUCACAUGCUGUGAGCUGGCCAGGCCUUCGACUGUGAGAAACUGAGACUAAAAAGCAGAACAAGAGUUAAAGAGUAAAGGGUUUUCAGAUGUGAGUCCAGCCCAGCUUGGGUGUGCUCCCUUUUAUUUGGGAGAAUGGAGAGGACAAUCUCUGUUGCCUCCACCCCUUCAAAAUAGGAAGAAAAUCCAAGAGAAACGUGUGUUGGAGACGGGAAGAGCUGCUGCCAAGGCACAGGGCCGUCAGACAGAUCUCCGGAGAACAUCUGCUAACCGCGGGUAACACUGUUUGGACAUCUGGUAACCGAAGGUUACACUGCGUCUCUUCCAUCCUGUCGGGUUUCCUGUUAUGCCUUGCUGUACACAGUCCUAGAAGUUGAGUUUGAUCAUACAUGGUGAUCGGCUGGGAAAAGCGCACCUUUAUUCGUUUUGUUCUGAUAUGAAGGGAGCACUUGGUUUCAUUGGGGUAUUCCUCUCCUUUCUCUCCGGUGAGUGUGUGGUCUCUCUCUCUCUUUCUCUCUCUUCUACAGCUGCAAAUGCCUGUCUCAGUGCUAGUCAUGUGAAGGAACUUAUGAGCAACAGUGGACAAGAGCAGUCUUAAUGUUGUGUUUUGAUGGGAUGUAGUUCUGAAAAGACCGAGUUAGAAGUGCCUCACUUCACAGAUUUACUAAGACUUUAUGUGAACUGAAAUAGUCUAAAUGACCCUUUUUUCUACUCUUUUAGAUGCCACUUAUGGAAAUACCGCAAUGCCAAUGGGUAGGUGACAUAUUUCUGUAACUUUACAUAGCAAUAUUUCCUUAUAUUACUCCGUAAAGACACAGUUUAAUCUGUUUUUUUAAGAUGGCUGUAUAACCUAUCUAAAUGUCUCUCAUCUUUCUCUCUCUCUCUUUUUCCAACUCUUCAGUUCAUAUGCCUUGUGGGAAUAAAACUCAUAACUGUCAGGACUUUUGUGACAUCUGUCUCAUGUAUAAUGGAGCAAUAAUGGAUUGCCUUUCUACACUGGUUGAACACCUAUGUCUCCGUAAUUUUAAGGAAGCAAUGGCAUCAUUAAACAGCAGUGACUGGUGCAUUUGGGGUAAUGUGAGGAGGUAAGUGUUGUGUGUUUGUCCUCUCAGUGAAACAUGCUGCUCAUAGUUUUUCUCUUUUUAAUGUUUGAAUGAUCACUCUCACAUUCCCUGUCUGCUCUGCAGCAUGUAUAGUAACCUGAGCCUAUGCACUGAGGAGAUAUCUGACUGCCUCCUGAUCCCAUGGCCCAACCCUCUGGUGGAACAGACCUUUGUGGAUAUUCACUCCACAUUUUUCAAGGACUGUCCGACAGAAGAGCUUAGCGAUCCACCGCCAGCCAUCAUCUUCGCCCUGGUGAUAACUCCCAUCUGCUUGAUCCCUGUCAUGGUCAGUCUGGUGGUGCUCAAGACCAAGAACGGGGACGGCAGUUCUUGAACAUCACAAAUCUCUGCCCUGCUCACAAUCAAAGAAUACAAAGAAUGGGAUCUAUCUCAACCUGGGAGCUACAGCCUGAUCAUACAUAACUGUGCAGAGGACGGAGACCUUUUUUUCUGACAAAUCUGCCAGCACGUCACAUCUAAAGAAACGUAGAUAACUUAGCCAGGAAGGAUACCUACUGAAAAGAUGACACCUACUUUACAGCCAACCAGGUUUCUGAUGUUAACAGAGACUCACUUUGACUCAAUUUAUCAUGAAUUCCUGUACUAUACUGUGAAAAAGUUUUGUAUUUAUCUUCCUGACUUGACAUUUGAACUUUUUAUAUAUUGGUCACAAUCCAUUUGCACAGAGAAAGAAAACAAAGCUUGAUUUGAAUGGAGAUCCUAGUAUUCAGGUUUAUGAUAACAAAAGCUCUAAAGCUUGCCAGAUGUGUUUGUAUUUUGUUGACACUCCUCUUUAUGUUGGACAGCAGUUGUACCUAUAAAAGACAAGGUAUUUUUUUUACUGAACUUCUAAACUUCUCUUGUGCAUUUUUAAUUUUUUUUUUGCGGCGACUCAGAUCUUCCUUUUCUUAAAACCACUUAUUAGACAAAGUACAGGAUGUAUGCAUUAUAAACUAAUGUACUGAUUUCAAGUCUGAAAUGCAGAUUUUAUUUGCCCGUGUAUAUGUGUAAAAGGAGAAGAGCAUAUUUUGAUGUAUGGAUCUGGUUAUGUGAGUCAUAGUGUGUGUAAUGUUCAGGGUCAGAGGUUACACAUGGGACACAAUGAGCGGGUACGCCCAGUAAAGGAGAUCUCUUCCUGCUAUUGUCUUUAGCUGAGCAGUAACAAAUCCUUCAGCACUUUCCUCCUGUCCCAAAAUACAACAGCCCUCAUGAUUGAAGGAUAAGCUAAUUGAUGUAAAAUUUAUUUCAAAUUCCCACCUUGACGAAAAGACUUGAAAGAGUCUGAGUUGUGAUGAACACCAAGCGAGAGGAUAAAAUUGUUAUCCUGGCUGUGCUUUGUUCAGAUUUAUAUGAUGAUAAAGCUGUUGUGGAGAGUAUGAACAAAAUGUGUAUUUAUAUACUGUGUUAUUGUCAGGACUUUAAAGACUUACUGUACCAUCUGAGGGAACACAAUCUGCCUACUCUUACAUAAUGUACUGUAUAUAUUUUUGACAAACUUUUGAUAUAUUUCAGACAAUUAAAUCCACAGUUAUAUCACUGGCUACUGCUCUUCACUCUCUAAGACACAAACUGUUAAAGUAAAUCUUCAAAAGCCUCUUAUCCAUUACAGUAAAGGGCUGUGCUCAGUUAAGCUCAUGUUCACAGACUACUUUGAAAAAGUUGCAGCAUCGUUCAGUCAAAGUGUCCUCUAACCUUUGUCAGUAUUGAUGAAACACUCUUCCCCCCCGAGGGUCCCACAGAUGGCACUGCUUUGUGCCUCAGGUAGAGUUUCAGCGGAUUGAAAAGCACAUUAUCAUAUGGUGCUGUUGCUAUGUUGCACAUGUGCUGAUGUGUAGUGAAGGAAGCAGGGACAGCAGUCAUGUAUCACACCCUCAUCUGGCAAAUGCAGCACUGCAGGGUGGGCCUCUGAUAGUGCACGCGUACGUGUGUGUGGGGUGAAUGUGUGUGUCAGGCAAGCGAUGGGUGGGAAAAUGUGUUUGGUGACCUUCUUCCUCACUAGAUAUCAGGUCAUCCUCGUCCACACCCCCCUCUGAUCUCAUCAAUUUAGGUGUUACUCCUUAUUUUAAAAGGACAGAGGGCAUUUUUCUGUAGUUGUUAUGCAAAAUUUAAACGGGAAAAAGGAGUUAAAUCAUUUUUUAUUGGUCACAUUGCAGCAGUUGUUUCACAGAACAUUAAAUAUGUGUUCAGUUAGUGCACAUUUAUGUACCCGUGAUCAACAGGCCUGUCCAGAAGUGUGCUCAGCCAGGAGACUUUGCCCCCUAGUGGUUUCAUGUGAUAUAACAAGCUGCAUGAUGGCACUCUUCUCCACAAAAAAUAUAUAUAAUAGAAAUUUCAUAUUUGCAGCAUUUAUAUCGCUGUAAGACCAGGCUGACCCACAACUCUGUAUGAUAACCAUCAAUCAGAGUAAAUGUAUGAGACGAGUUUAUAGUGAAGAAAAAAAAACCCUCACAUUUGGCACAAUUCAAGAGUCAAAGAAGAUGUGAAACUACUGACCAAGCUGGAAAAAAAUGGUCAGGCACCAGCACCUAAACAUAGUGUGUCACUCUCUGCAGGAGGGAUGUUACAAUGUAAGGGAGACCAGGCCAUCUGCAAGAACGGACUGUUCAGCUAAAUUCAAGCAAACUGUUUCUGAACAGUCUACAUUUUCAUUAAGAGUUGCAGAAAAGUGGAACUGACCUCCAACCAACAUGAAAAACUAACAAAAAUUUAGAUUAUAGCUCAAGGUGAACUAGUCUUGCAAUCACUAAUGAAACCUUUGUAUACAGUUGGUGAGGGAAUAGUGUAAUUUGUUGUUUUAUGUCAUGUACUGUUUAUAAAAAUUCAAAAGUGUUUCUCUUCUUCUAUGUCCAAAAAGAUGCAUUAAAAACUGACUGAACUGACUUUGUAAA